UUGUUUUAACAAUGUGUAUUUUUACGACUUUACUGUUUUACCAGAACCUCAGUUUAUUAUUAUGUUAUUGUAUCAACAUUAUCAUGUUUUAAUGGGAAAUUUUGUUUUAUCGCGUGCUUAGUCUUUUAAUUAAUGUUCAACGCAUCUGUGAGGGACGAACAGACCCUCAAUAAAGUGUUAUUUUAAAUUUUAAUUAUUUUGAAAUUCCAUCGUCUAACUUCGAUCGUUUUAUCAAGUUAGGCUAAAAUCCAUAAAAAUUAUUUUCCACGGAUUUGGUUCCUUGUUGAGGAGGAUCAAUCUAGUCAUUAAUGCGUCACCCGGAACGUUCGAUAAAAUUCCAGUAUUGGACGCUAGGUCCUUAACAGCAACUUCCUGACCUCGUGGAAAAAACCCAGAAGGAACCCAAGAAUUCAAGAGUGGUCCUCAGAAGUCGUCUCCUCAAGAAUUAAUACCGUGAAAAAGACCGUGCCUCUUUAAGGAUAUCUGACACAUAUCCAAACCUCAGUGCCUCCACACCGCAGUGUUUAUGUUACCGAACAAGACCCAGAACAAUUUCAUCGAACCUCGAACAUUCCAUCGACGGUUUAUCCAGUCAUCUUAUAACUAACAGAUCUUCGACUCAGUUACAAGGUAUUUAUCAACACGAGAUUCGUUUGUAAACUCUCUCUCUUGAACGGGCUAGUAAUAAUUAAGGGGAACGUUAGUCAUGCUUGAUAUCGAGUAUAUCUGUAUUUUCUUUUGUUAUAAUUAAAAUUGUUAUUGUUAGUUAAUAUGGAAUCCGAGUGAAUCACUUCCUCGUCUCUCUCCUCACCUCUCCAAAUCCAACCGCUCAACCGCUACCGCUACCGCUCGCGUGACGUAAAGUCGCGAUUUCCGAAUCCUGCGAGAUUCGGUGGUGUCACAUCCUGACGUAGUGUCAAAGAGACACCGACCCUACGGUCAUACAUCGAAUCCACAUGUCAAAUGCCGCCGAGGAUAAUUGGAAAAAUGCAAAAUCGAUAUAUGAAUUUAUUGCUGUGGAUAUCAAUGGAAAUGAAGUUUUAUUGGAAAAAUAUAGGGGCCGUGUUGUUUUAAUUGUUAAUUCUGCAUCUAAUUGCGCAUUCACUCCCACAAAUUAUAUUCAACUGCAAGCAUUAUACGAGAAAUAUAACAGAACUCACGGUCUGCAAAUUUUGUGUUUCCCAUGCAAUCAGUUUGCAAAUCAGGAACCGGAGAAUGAAUCCUAUAUUAAAGAAUUUAUAAAAAAAUAUAAUAUCCAAUUUGAUAUGUUUAGUAAGAUUGAUGUUAAUGGAGACGAUGCUCAUCCUCUUUGGAAAUAUUUGAAGUUUAAACAGGGUAUCAAUUCUAUUAAAUGGAAUUUCACAAAAUUUCUGGUGGAUAAAAAUGGACAACCGGUUGCUCGUUAUCCACCUAAUUACCAACCACUGGAUAUCGAACCAGAUAUUUUGAAAUACAUUGAAAAGAGUAACUUAUGAUCUAUUAUGGAUCUUAGGAUGUUUUUUGUUGACACAAUACACAUGGAAUUUAAAAAUAUUUUUAUUAAACAGAAG
Molecule: messenger RNA, 1550 nt
Organism: Centruroides sculpturatus (bark scorpion)
Lineage: Eukaryota; Metazoa; Arthropoda; Arachnida; Scorpiones; Buthidae
Product: phospholipid hydroperoxide glutathione peroxidase, mitochondrial-like
Exons: 6
Coding region: 957-1475 (172 amino acids)
Biological process (GO): response to oxidative stress
Molecular function (GO): glutathione peroxidase activity
Source: RefSeq, a predicted model, not a curated record